CUACACAACUACCUUGGAAUACAGAAAAUUAGUUUUCUACUGCAAAAACACAACUUUGUUUCUCACACGCUGACUGCAUCUAUUUUCUUGUUGGAAGAGGGGGAGAGAGUUGUGAAACUGAUCUUGCGAUCAUCAGUAGCUCUAAACAAAACUAAGUGUAGGAUGGACACAAAAUAUGAGAUUCUGAUCCAGACUAUAGCCAGGUUUUGCUGCAAGAGGUAAAACGAACUACUGCUGGUGUCUCCUGGUUUUGCCAUUCUAUAGGUUGUAAGAGAUGCUGGGGAAAAAUUGUCUGUCUGUGAUGAUUCAUGUAGUUCUUGCUCUGUGUUACUUGUGUUACUUCUGCUGUAAAGUAGUAGCUGUGAUUCUUAUAACUUGUCUUUAUUUUUUCCCUCUUUCCCUCUCUACCACCGAUCAGUAUGACUUCUCCCUGGAAAAGAAAACAAUCGAGUGGGCUGAAGAUAUCAAAAAAAUUCAAGCUGUCCAGAAAGGAGCUGAACGAAAGGCAGAAGAAGCAAUAGGAAACUCAAAAGCAGCCCCAGAGGACAGCAACAGACUGGGGUUCUCAGAGGGACCUUGCCCUGAGUCCAUGCCUCCUCCUAUUAACCCCAUCCUCGCUGGUCUGCAGCACAAUAACAUUCUUACUCCCACACCAGCCGACAGCAGUGCUGUGAAGCAAAAAGUUCUUAGUCCACCUCGCCCCAAAGCAGACUUCAAUCCAGCUGAUUUUGAAAGUGAAGAAGACCCAUUUGACAAACUGGAAUUAAAAACUAUCGAUGAUAAGGAGGAGUUAAAAAACAUUCUGGAAAUCCAUGUCGGUACUACUGGGCCGGUUGUUGCCCAGCUGUUAGAUAGCAGUUUGCCCAAAGGAGGGUCUGAGUCUGUGUUGCAAGAUCAGGAGGUUCUGGCAUCCAUAGAAAGGGCCACGUUGGACUUCAAGCCCCUUCACAAACCCAAUGGCUUUAUCACUUUACCGCAGUUGGGAAACUGUGAAAAGAUGUCCUUGUCUUCCAAAGUGUCCCUGUCCCCUAUCACUUCAGUGAGCAAUAUCAAAUCCCUAUCCUUUCCUAAACUUGACUCCGAUGAGAGUGAUCAAAAAUCACCAAAGCUCAUGAACACUUUUCACAGCACUACCUGUCUCCACAACAGCACUUUUCUCAGCUCUUUGCAGGCCUGUGCUCAGGCUAAAGCUAGCGAACUGAACGGACACCAUGUGGUUGGUCUGUCUGCUUUAAACGAGGACAGUGGCAUGGAGACAUUAACGUUAUCCUCUUCAACCAGGCUGCCUUCCCUGGCUGUGUCAACAGUUUGUACAGAAGAAGAAUUGUCUCAAAGCACAGUGACCACGGUCCCAGUGGCUGGAAACGGACAGCAGAGUUGCAAGAAGUUGAAGUAUAGGCAAGGACCGUAACAAAAAUCCUCAGAGUAUGAAAAGGAUAGAGAAGGAAAUCAGAGUAACCCAUGUGGCCGACGGAAGGAGGACACAAUCCUCCUACUGCAAGAUUGCAUGAGAAGAAGCCUGGUGAUUUUAUAAAGCUUCAAUACACUUCUGUCCCAGUAUGUUGCACAGUGCUGUUUACAUACACAUUUUCCCUCACAAGUUCAGAAAUCAUAACUUUGGAUUUGGAGUUACCACUGAAGCAUGUUUUACCAGUAAAUUGGAUCUAAGGUUUUUUUGGAUGCAAAUAAACUUGUGAUUUCUCUGCUGCACUGAUUCACAG
Molecule: messenger RNA, 1721 nt
Organism: Anas platyrhynchos (mallard)
Lineage: Eukaryota; Metazoa; Chordata; Aves; Anseriformes; Anatidae
Source: RefSeq, a predicted model, not a curated record